Fusarium oxysporum Fo47 is the source of this 438-nucleotide messenger RNA. Its product is annotated as membrane-associated, eicosanoid/glutathione metabolism protein. Bases 1 to 438 code for a protein of 145 amino acids. Gene Ontology annotation, cellular component: membrane. The record is from RefSeq and is a predicted model, not a curated record. NCBI's taxonomy places the organism in Eukaryota, Fungi, Ascomycota, Sordariomycetes, Hypocreales, Nectriaceae. The transcript has a single exon.
AUGUCUCCCUCUAUUCACAAUCUGCCGCUCCUGGGUCCUCUGGUCGGCCUCAGCACUUGGACAUUCGCAAUGGAAGGCCUCUUAUAUGCACGCCGAAUUCCAGCGCUUUCUAAGUACGACGUCACGUUCGAUCCCGCCACUGUUAAGAGGCAGAAAGCAGACAAACUGCCUCCAUAUGUGCAGUGGCCGGCUGAUAACUUCAAUAACUUGCUCGAGCAACCUACUCAGUUCUAUGCCGUAAUGCUUGCUUUGACCUUGUUGGGUGUUACGGACAGGGUCACGGUGCGCCUGGCGUGGGGCUAUGUCGGUCUGAGAUUCCUUCACAGCAUCAUUCACGUCACGACCAACAACCUUAACCUGCGCUUCCCCACUUUUGCCGCAAGUUCAUUUAUGCUUUUGGGCAUUACUGCCAAGGCGGCUUGGGAGCUCUUGGUUUAA